Messenger RNA from Ipomoea nil (Japanese morning glory), 909 nucleotides. Its product is annotated as 17.8 kDa class I heat shock protein-like. The coding region runs from base 135 to 599 and encodes 154 amino acids. Lineage: Eukaryota; Viridiplantae; Streptophyta; Magnoliopsida; Solanales; Convolvulaceae. The transcript is spliced from 2 exons. The record is from RefSeq and is a predicted model, not a curated record. Gene Ontology annotation, biological process: response to hydrogen peroxide; response to heat; protein complex oligomerization.
UCGCUAGCGUAUAAAUACCGAAUAGGUCCCUUCUUCCCCAAUACAAACCAGAUUGAGCAGAAUCAAAGAGAGCCAUUAUCGACCACAAUAAGCUUUUCUGACGCAUACAUACAGUUAAUCAAUACUUACUGAAGAUGUCGCUGAUUCCGAGACUCUUUGGCGGCCGGAGAAACGGCAACAUGUCCGAUCCCUUCUCCCUCGACGUUUUUGACCCGUUCCGCGACUUGUCUUUCCCAUUUUCUGCUUCCGGGGAGACGUCGGCGUUCGUCAACACUCGCGUGGACUGGAAGGAGACGCCGGAGGCUCACGUCUUCAAGGCGGACGUCCCCGGGCUGAAGAAGGAGGAAGUGAAGAUUGAGAUCGAAGACGAUCGGAUUCUUCAGAUCAGCGGGGAGAGGAACGUGGAGAAGGAAGAGAAGAACGAGACGUGGCAUCGAAUGGAACGCAGUAGCGGGAAGUUCAUGAGGCGGUUCAGGUUGCCGGAGAACGCGAAGAUGGAAGAGAUAAAGGCGUCGAUGGAAAACGGAGUGCUCACGGUCACCAUUCCUAAGGCGGAAGUGAAGAAGCCUGAUGUCAAGUCCAUUGAAAUCUCUGCCUAAGUAAUUUGCAGGCGGGCGGCAUGGGAGAUCCGGAGAAGAUGGAUAUGGAGCGUUUGGAUGAAGACUUGAAGACGACGGCGACGAGGAAUAAUAGGGUGAAGAAGAAGAAUAGAAUUGCAGAGUUGGAGCACAAGAUAAUCGAAGAGAAUGUUGAAGAAGAAUUGGCAAGGUCGUCUAUGACUCAGCUACCGCUAGCAGCGGUGGCGAUUUCUGCGGCCUUUGCGGUGGUUCUUGUCGUUUGCUAUUUCAGGUUUCGGAGAAGAAUAUGAUAUGAUAGAUAUCAUGCAUCGUUAUACUUACAUUUGCCAAU